AUGCCAAAAGUUGUAAAAAGUUCGGCUCAAGAAAUGAUAUUGAAGGUGAAAGAAUUCUGUGAAGCUGAACAAAAGAAUCAAGGUGUUUUAAUACCACUGAACAAUGUUCGGAAGAGAGUCGCCGCCAUAACAGGUGUGUCAGAGAAAACUAUAACAAGAAUUACAAAAGAAGGUAUAACAGCGGCGAGUACUUCGAAAAAAAUUUUCACCCCGGGGAAGAGACGCCCGCAUCCGAAAAAGUUCGACUUAUACGGGUUCGAUUUGUACGCUAUCCAGCAAAAAAUUCACAGUUUUUACGUUGUGCAUAAAGAAUUACCAACUUUGGCUAAAUUACGAGUAGCUCUUAGAGAAGACAUCAAUUUUCAGGGAAGCAUCACAACAUUGCACAGAAUAUUAAAUAGGAUUGAUUUCAAGUACAAGCGAUGUCAAUCCAGACGCAAACUACUUAUGGAAUGUCACGACAUUACCGCAUGGCGUGCAAGAUAUUUGGAUAAAAUACGAAUAAAUCGCACUGUGGAAAAACGACCCGUUGUAUACUUAGAUGAGACCUAUAUACACAAUACUUAUCAUACAAAAAGUUGUUGGCAGAGUGAGGAGGAGCCAGGAAUGUUCGUCUCAGAGUCAUCAGGGAGUCGCUGGAUAAUCGCUCAUGAGUGA
Parnassius mnemosyne (clouded apollo) is the source of this 657-nucleotide messenger RNA. The record is from the annotation of a GenBank genome assembly. Lineage: Eukaryota; Metazoa; Arthropoda; Insecta; Lepidoptera; Papilionidae.